This is a messenger RNA of Paraphaeosphaeria sporulosa, 1790 nucleotides long. Its product is annotated as ornithine decarboxylase. The record is from RefSeq and is a predicted model, not a curated record. The transcript is spliced from 2 exons. Gene Ontology annotation, molecular function: ornithine decarboxylase activity. The coding region runs from base 217 to 1551 and encodes 444 amino acids. Gene Ontology annotation, cellular component: cytoplasm. NCBI's taxonomy places the organism in Eukaryota, Fungi, Ascomycota, Dothideomycetes, Pleosporales, Didymosphaeriaceae.
UUCCUCCCGAGGCCAACCGGAUCCCCGAAUCGCACCACUCUCAGCUGCCGCAUAGAGUCUCUGUAGUUCUUCCUCUCGAAGAGGAAGAGUCGAGGAGACCUCGCCCACAAGCCAGUCUCGGCUUCACACCCUUCAAACCUCCUUAAUACGCCCCGGCGCCCCCAGACAAACCAACCUACACUUAUAGCUUAUUCCUCCGGACUCAACAUCCAGGGAAUGGCACCUUCCGCUAUCACGCCAACUGAGGAAUAUAAGUUUACCUACCAAGAUUACAAGUCAGUCGAACCGAAUCUUGGUACGACCGACAACCAUGGCGCCGCGCUGUCCAAACAACUGAAAGGGGAGGCUUUGAAGAGCCGUGUUGAGGCUGUUGACCCGGAUACCUGCGAUGUUGGCGACGAGGAUGCCUUCUUCGUUGCUGACCUGGGCGAGGUCUACCGCCAGCACCUUCGCUGGAAGAAGAACUUGGGUCGUGUCAAGCCGCAUUACGCGGUCAAGUGCAACCCCGACCCCCAAGUCCUUCGCCUGCUGUCGGAACUAGGCACAGGCUUCGACUGCGCUUCCAAGAAUGAGAUCGAGACGGUCUUGAAGAUGGGAGUUGAUCCCGCUCGCAUCAUCUACGCCCAGCCGUGCAAGACCAAGGGCUACCUCCGCUACGCUACCAAUGCCGGAGUCAAGCAGAUGACCUUUGACAAUGCGGACGAGCUGUACAAGACCAAGCAGAUCGCUCCCGAUGCUGAGCUCUACCUCCGCAUCCUGACCGAUGACUCUGCCAGCCUGUGCCGUCUCAGCCAAAAGUUCGGCGCCUGUGUCGACACCACGGGCGAGCUGCUCGAGCUUGCGAAGAAGCUGGAGCUCAACGUCGUCGGCGUGGCCUUCCACGUCGGCUCCGGUGCCUCUGACCCCAAGGCCUUCAUCAAGGCUGUGCAAGACGCCCGCUUCGUCUUCGACCAGGCCGCCGCUCUCGGCUUCACCAUGCACACACUCGAUGUCGGCGGCGGCUUCACAGGCGACGAGUCGUUCGAGCCCAUGGCUGCGGUCCUCUCCGCCUCGCUCGACGAGUACUUCCCGCCCUCGGUCCGCAUCAUCGGCGAGCCAGGCCGCUACUUCGUUUCGACCGCCUUCACGCUGGCCUGCCAUGUGAUCGCACGCCGCACCGUCACCGACGCCACGCUCGGCACGACGUCCUACAUGCUGUAUAUGAACGACGGUGUCUACGGCAAUUUCAGUAGCAUCAUCUUCGACCACCAGCACCCGGUGCCGCGCGUGCUCAAGAACGGCAAGGACAUCAUGUACGACGUACGGCGCUCGGGCUACGACACGCCGUCCAUGAUCGAGUACUCCAUCUGGGGCCCCACCUGCGACGGCAUCGACGUCAUCUCGUCGAGCUGCUCGUUCCCCGAGGUCCUGAAUGUCAAUGACUGGCUGUACUUUGAGGAUAUGGGCGCGUACACCAAGUGUUCUGCUACCCGCUUCAAUGGGUUCACGAACGACCACGAUACGGUGUAUGUCUGCAGCGAGCCGGGUGCUAGUGCUCUGCUUGGUCUUUGAUCCGGAGGUGGAGGUCGAGCGAUGGGGUUGUUUUUCGUUGGACAUGUGUAGAUGGAGGAUGGAAUGCGGAUAGUCGUAAUGUAGUGUAGCAUCCGCUACUUUGUGCAUAUGUAUAUGACUUUAGCCAGCCUGCGCAUACGCACUACCAAAAGUAUUUGAUAGACGUUUUGUAGAAUUUUUACUGUUGCUGUUCGUACAUAAUACUUCAUCUUGCUGCUUCCUUAUCCCUUUCCUCCAUG